CUCCGCUUAUGCCUGGUAGGGGUGCUUCUGCGUCGCCUCGUCGAAGAUCCCUUUAUUCCGAAGGAAAUCAGUAGGCCACAGUCUAGUCGCCCGACUAUUUGUUUAGUCUUCAGAUUCCAAUAGACCCUGAAGAAGUAACGAACCGGAACGAGAGAGAGAGAGGAGGGAUCAGGGGUGGUGGCUAGCACCAAACUCAAAGAGGCACGUAGUGGCCGUAAUUAUAUGAGAAAGAUUCCAUUACAACUACCUCUGUGCGGGGACUGGGAGGAGCAGACGCGUCGCUCAAUGGAAAGUGGGCUCUGCUGGCGAUACGACUUGACGCGCACCUUGCAGCAUUCUGGGAUAUCUUCGAGUACGCAGAGAAAGAAGCUGACGCCAGAAGCAGUUUGAAACAAGAAUCGAUGAAGCUACAAGCGUCUUCGAUGAAAGUGAAAUAAGCAUCUUCGAUGAGACAGAUGAAGCCUUCUCCUCGCUUUUACAUCCGAUAUCUGGUGGUGGCCGAGACGAAAGGUUCUUGAAGAUGAAUUGAAUCCAAGUAGGAUGUUAGCAGAAGAAGGACUUUUCGGUGCGCACGUGGCUUUUUGCAAAGCGCAAGCUGUACCAGGCGUCCUUUCGUUGGUUCCGGAGGGAAAAGAGCACUUUUAUGACAUUAUCAUAACCGUAGAUGAGGAAAACGUACGGGAUGAGUGGAAUCAUACUAUCAUGACAUAAAAAUGCUCCCAUCUUCUUCAUAGCACGACACGAAUGCGCGCGCCCAUAGUUUUCUUAGAGCAGAGUGGUCCAUAAUAGAUCCAAAAAAGACCUCUAAGUGUAAGUCUAAAAAGCGUCUACAACCUCCUUUAGGGACUCAACCACGCAUUGUUGUUGAUACCCCUUCUUGUUACACUGCAUUUUCAAUGAGAACGAUAACCAAUCCACCAACGUCGCAAAGCAAAGGAACUCCCUGAAACACACUCACCUGAUGUGAAGUUCAAGCAACAAGCGC
Messenger RNA from Amoebophrya sp. A25, 985 nucleotides. Lineage: Eukaryota; Dinophyceae; Syndiniales; Amoebophryaceae. The record is from the annotation of a GenBank genome assembly.